AUGUACACACCGAUCGCUCCUCUACCCCUGGAGACACCCCGUUCGCACGGAACCAAGCGACAGAGGGAAGACGACGAAGAAGAAGAGCCCAAGCGAAGAAAGCGGUCGGACUCACAGAUAUCGUCCCAGUUUGAGCUCAGUGAGGAAGACCGUCUACUUCUUCGGCUCAAAGAGGAAGAGCACAUGCCUUGGAAGGACAUCGCAGCACGCUUUGUCAAAGACUUCGGCAGGCAGUACCAAAUACCCGCACUGCAGAUGCGUAUCAAGCGACUAAAAGAACGGAUGCGUCAGUGGACUGAAGUAGACGUCCAAGCACUGCGCAAAGCCCAUGACUACUGGGUGCAAAACAAGUUCGACAUCAUCGCGCAAAAGAUGCUCGAUUACGGCGCAGAAGAAAAAUGGACCGCACGCCAAUGCUCUCGCAAAUGGCAAGAGAUCGAUCCAACACCCAUACCCUACACGCAGUUCGACCACCACGUCCAGCACGUCCAGCAAGGCUUUGCACCCUACGCGAUGAGCCCCAUCGAGCCCACGCCCAUGAACUUCCCUCCCUUCCUGCACCAGCACCAUACCACCUAG
Messenger RNA from Alternaria viburni, 579 nucleotides. RefSeq lists its product as uncharacterized. The coding region runs from base 1 to 579 and encodes 192 amino acids. Lineage: Eukaryota; Fungi; Ascomycota; Dothideomycetes; Pleosporales; Pleosporaceae. The transcript has 2 exons. The record is from RefSeq and is a predicted model, not a curated record.